UUUUCUUGUCUCCCUCCCAGCCUGUGCCAACGGCGCUGGCUCAGGUUGACCGUGAAAAGAUCUACCAGUGGAUCAACGAGCUGUCCAGCCCUGAGACGCGGGAGAACGCGCUGCUGGAGCUGAGCAAGAAGCGUGAGUCUGUGCCCGACCUGGCCCCCAUGCUGUGGCACUCGUUUGGCACCAUCGCUGCGCUCCUUCAGGAAAUUGUAAAUAUUUAUCCGUCAAUCAACCCUCCAACUUUGACAGCCCAUCAGUCCAACAGAGUCUGCAAUGCUUUGGCUCUACUACAGUGUGUUGCAUCACAUCCUGAAACGAGGUCAGCUUUUCUGGCAGCCCAUAUCCCUCUCUUCCUGUACCCCUUCUUGCACACGGUCAGCAAGACCCGUCCGUUCGAAUACCUGCGGCUCACCAGCCUCGGGGUGAUUGGGGCCUUGGUGAAAACUGAUGAGCAAGAAGUGAUAAAUUUCUUAUUGACCACAGAAAUUAUCCCCCUGUGCUUACGGAUUAUGGAAUCUGGCAGUGAACUCUCCAAAACGGUUGCUACAUUUAUUCUUCAGAAAAUCCUUCUGGAUGACACAGGGCUGGCAUAUAUCUGUCAGACUUACGAGCGGUUUUCCCAUGUUGCCAUGAUACUGGGUAAAAUGGUCCUGCAGCUCUCCAAGGAGCCAUCGGCACGGCUACUGAAACACGUCGUCCGCUGCUACCUUCGCCUUUCUGAUAACCCCAGGGCACGUGAAGCUCUCAGGCAAUGCCUUCCUGACCAGCUGAAGGACACCACCUUUGCCCAGGUCCUGAAGGAUGACACCACCACGAAGCGCUGGCUGGCUCAGCUCGUCAAGAACCUGCAAGAGGGUCAAGUCACUGACCCACGGGGCAUCCCUCUUCCUCCGCAAUGACUGCUGGGGGAGGCGGGGGACCAGGGAAGAAACAGCUCAGGUUUACAAAGAACCAGGAACAGGUGACCUCUUCUGCAACAAACUGGGCAUGUCAGCUGGCUGCUGGCCUGUCGGACCAUCCCACCCAGCCAAGAGGCCGCUCUGUAGCAAUGCAGCAUGCCUCCAGGGAUCGCAACACCAGCACAUGCUGAUAUUACAGCAUAAAAAAAAAAAAUUCAGUGAAAUCAAUCUGUAAAGAUCCCCAUGUCUCCAGGAGGCCCGGCCGGCAUCUCUCCCCCACUGCCAGCCAGAGGGUACUGUGGGUGUCCGCUCCUCCAGCUAGCUCAGCCUCCCCGAGUGGAGUGUGACACGGGGUCUGUGUGCCACGUCCUUCCAGUUCCUUGUCCCUUCUCGUUUACAAGUCUGUUUAGAUGAGUGAGCUGAAUAAAAGCCGAUCUGGUUGUUUUAUCCCCUCUUGAGGCUGCUACUCGGCUGCAGGUAGCCCGGGGACAGCUUUCUUCCCUGCCAGCACAUCCUUGCUCCUGGCUCUGCACCUAGCUGGCGCAGCGAGCUUCUCUCUUCCUCUCCUUUGGCACAGAGGCUGUGGCUGGAGCUGGGCCACCGCAGCGCUUGCCCCGAGAGGAGGGGAUUGCUUAUGAUGAAUCCACGAGUCAUCGGCUUGCUUCACAGGGCUCUGGGGGAGGAGAAGACUGCAGGACUGUGGUUCUUGUGCUGUAAAUAGCAUGCUCCUGCAGCUACCCAGCAGCCUGGAGCUGGUCUGUGCUGGCCUCCCACCUAGCUCAGCUCUUGCCCAGCAGGGCUGCUGGCUGGCUUG
Messenger RNA from Merops nubicus (carmine bee-eater), 1710 nucleotides. RefSeq names its product RCD1 required for cell differentiation1 homolog (S. pombe) (gene CNOT9). The annotation marks the transcript as partial. Gene Ontology annotation, cellular component: CCR4-NOT complex; CCR4-NOT core complex; P-body. The record is from RefSeq and is a predicted model, not a curated record. The transcript has 7 exons. Lineage: Eukaryota; Metazoa; Chordata; Aves; Coraciiformes; Meropidae. Gene Ontology annotation, biological process: negative regulation of translation; mRNA catabolic process.